This is a messenger RNA of Tilletiaria anomala UBC 951, 439 nucleotides long. RefSeq lists its product as uncharacterized. The transcript is spliced from 2 exons. NCBI's taxonomy places the organism in Eukaryota, Fungi, Basidiomycota, Exobasidiomycetes, Georgefischeriales, Tilletiariaceae. The coding region runs from base 113 to 352 and encodes 79 amino acids. The record is from RefSeq and is a predicted model, not a curated record.
GCCGUACAACCAGGCGUCUGCAGCGUCAAUUUUGUUCAACGCAGCCCUGUCUUAUGUUGGUGCUUGGUGUUGAUGGGCGCGCCGCUCAAGUGACCUUUUCGAUGGGGUACCGAUGAAAGCAGCACAAAUCCCAAUACCAGUGCGACUCGGGUGCUGUGUCAUCCACGCUACCAGUUUUCCGGCGCAGGGCCAGAGCACAAUGGUCCUGAGAGAGGGUGUACCUCCGCGUCAGGUGCUCGCCUCUCGACUCGAUGGCCUCAACCCAUUCACGAUGACUCUGGGAGCCUUGCGCGGGAUGGGGCGAUGGACAAGCGGAUGGACAUUGGAAGUGGCGAUGUUUAAAGCGACGUAGGCGAAAGCCUUGUCCUUAAAGCUGUAUAGCGGACGCUAUCCAUUUUCGAGAAAGCCAUACCCUCUAGCGCACCUUGGAUUGAGUCGU